AGAGAGCUGGGAGGAGGAGGCGGAGGCGGAGGCGCUCACUCACACCUGACUUCUGCUCAGUUUGAACUCCACAAACUACCUGCGCUCCCACUUUCGGCAUAUGGAGCUCCGCGUCGGGCAGUGGAGGCUCUAAUUUCUACUGUUCUGUGGGGCGACAACUUGCAGUUUCAGGUUUCUCGAACGGCGGAUAGCAUCCUGUGGAGGAGGAGGGCUAUGGCAUUCUGAAUCUGCUUGGCCAGCAUGCAAACUGUAACAGGUUCAGAUCAGCAACCUGUCAUCACCUCUCCACUCAAGUCUGUGUGCAGAAGCACUUCUGUCCCUUCGUGCUCUCAGAAUCACUUCGGCAGCCACACAAAAACAUCCAGGGACCACAGGCUGUAAGAUUAGAGAGAAGGAUGGGGUCAUCAGUUGUCCGUCUGGCUUGGUUCCUCGUUCUCGGCUUCACCACUAGUGCAUUAAGUCUCAACCCUGAUGACCCCAAUGUCUGCAGCCACUGGGAGAGCUAUGCAGUGACCGUCCAGGAGUCCUACGCUCACCCAUUUGACCAGAUCUAUUACACAAGAUGCACAGACAUCCUAAACUGGUUUAAAUGCACCAGGCAUAGGAUCAGCUAUAAGACGGCUUACCGGCGGGGAGUAAGGACCAUGUAUAGGCGCCGCUCACAGUGUUGCCCUGGUUACUUUGAAAGCGGAGACUUGUGUGUUCCUCUGUGUACGGAGGAGUGCAUGCACGGUCGCUGCAUCUCUCCUGACACAUGCCAGUGCGAGCCUGGAUGGGGUGGACUGGACUGCUCCAGUGCAAGCACAGCCAAUGGAACAGGCUGUGAGAGUGACUUCUGGGGACCUCACUGCAGUAAUCGUUGCCAGUGCCGAAAUGGGGCUAAGUGUAACCCUAUAACAGGGGCUUGUGUGUGCACGGAUGGGUACCAGGGGUGGCGUUGCGAGGACCUGUGUGAGAACGGUUACUAUGGCAAGGGUUGUCUGCUGCCCUGCCAGUGUCUCAAUGGUGCCACGUGUGACCAUGAGACAGGAGAGUGCAUCUGUGCGUCAGGAUACACAGGAGCUUUCUGCGGGGAGCGGUGCCCCUCCGGCAGCCACGGACCGCAGUGUGAGCAGCGCUGCCCCUGUCAAAAUGGAGGAACAUGUCACCACAUUACCGGAGACUGUUCCUGCCCUGCUGGUUGGACGGGUUCGGUGUGCGCUCAGCCCUGCCCUCUGGGCAAAUACGGCAUCAACUGCAGCAAAGACUGUUCGUGUCGCAACGGCGGUCUGUGCGACCGUGUCACUGGAAUGUGCCAGUGUACAGCUGGAUUCAGUGGACGCAGAUGUCAAGAAGACUGUCCGGUGGGCACCUAUGGUCCACAGUGCAACCAAAGGUGUGAGUGUCAGAACGGUGCGAAGUGUCACCACAUCAACGGCGCUUGUCUGUGUGAAACAGGCUUUAAAGGCCCUAAUUGUCAAGAGAGAUUCUGUCCUUCGGGCCUUUACGGCCUCAUCUGUGACAAGUACUGCCCUUGUAAUACCACCAAUACUGUCAGCUGCCACCCACUAUCUGGUGAGUGCACAUGCUCACCAGGGUGGGCAGGGCUUUACUGCAAUGAGACCUGCCCUCCUGGAUUCUACGGAGAAGGAUGCUUUCUGCCUUGCAGCUGCACCAAUGGAGCUGACUGUCAUCCUGUCACAGGGAUCUGUACCUGCGCUCCUGGCUUCAUGGGUGAGGACUGUGCUACAGUGUGUCCACCUGGUGUAUUUGGGCCAAGCUGCAUGUCCACCUGCUCCUGUCACAACCAAGCAUCUUGCUCUCCGGUCGACGGCUCCUGCAUCUGCAGAGAAGGCUGGCAGGGUGUGGACUGCUCCAUUCCUUGCUCCAGCGGUACGUGGGGUCUGGGCUGUAACCAGACAUGCUUAUGCAGCAACGGCGCUGCAUGUGACCCCGUGGACGGCACCUGUGCUUGUUCUCCUGGCUGGAGAGGGGAGCACUGUCACGAGUCCUGCCCUGACGGCACCUAUGGGCUGGACUGCCGUGAGCGGUGCGAUUGUAGUCACGCUGAUGGCUGCGACCCUGUGAGUGGCUUCUGUCGCUGCUACCCAGGAUGGACCGGAAUCCACUGCGAUAACGUGUGCCCACAAGGCUUCUGGGGACCCAACUGUUCAGUCAGCUGUUCCUGUCAGAACGGAGGGUCCUGCUCUCCCGAGGACGGCACAUGUGUGUGCGCACCUGGAUACAGAGGGACUUCGUGCAAAAGAAUCUGCUCUCCGGGGUUCUAUGGGCACCGCUGCAGCCAGACGUGUCCGCAGUGCGUGCACAGCAUCGGCCCGUGCCAUCAUGUCACCGGCCACUGUGAGUGCCUCUCUGGCUUCACGGGCUCCCUGUGCAACCAAGUCUGUCCGAGCGGCAGGUACGGUAGGGCUUGCUCAGAGAUCUGCCUCUGCACCAACAACGGCACCUGCAACCCCAUCGACGGCUCCUGCCAGUGUUUCCCCGGCUGGACCGGAGAUGAUUGCUCGCAGGCGUGUCCCUCUGGGCACUGGGGUCCUGAUUGUCUCAACUCGUGUAACUGUCACAACGGAGCCCAGUGCAGUGCCUAUGAUGGGGAGUGCAGGUGCAGCCCUGGCUGGACUGGUCUCUACUGCACACAGCGUUGUCCUUCAGGUUUCUACGGAAAAGACUGCUCUGAAGUCUGCCGCUGCCAGAACGGCGCCGACUGCGACCACAUCUCGGGCCAGUGUGUUUGCCGAACGGGCUUCAUCGGGACGGGCUGCGAGCAGAAGUGUCCUGCUGGUACAUUUGGAUAUGGCUGCCAGCUGCUGUGCGAGUGCCUGAACAAUGCAACGUGCGACUAUGUGACUGGAACGUGCUACUGUAGCCCCGGAUACAAAGGCAUCCGCUGCGAUCAAGCAGCUCUGAUGAUGGAAGAGCUGAACCCGUACACCAAGAUAAGCCCGGCACGUGGUUCAGAGCGGCAGUCUGCGGGGGCUGUCAUGGGCAUCAUCUUUCUGCUUCUCAUCCUCAUGGCCAUGCUUAGUGUGUUUGUGUGGUACAGGCAGAGACAGAGGGACAAGGGCCAGGAGAUCCAGCCCAGUGUGUCCUACUCACAGGCAAUGCACAUUAACAACACUGACUACUCUCUUUCUGAGUGUGGCAGUACUGUUGCAAUGAGGACCAGCGCCUCAGAGAUCAGUCAGAACCAGAACACCACCAGCAGCACUGCCCAAUGCUUCUCCAACCCCAGUUACCCCACCGUAGCCCAGUGCAACGUGGUCUCCACCAUUUCCAGCAACCUUGACGGGACUCUGACUCUCAAAUCAAGUACCCUGAAGGGCCGAAAUGCCUCAGAAUGGAGAGCCUUCUGCAACCUUAAUGACAUAGAAGUUAAACAGAAUGAGGCACAGCCACAAAAAGCAUCGCGAAAAGAUUACAUAAAGAGCUCCAUGUGCAACAACAGCUCCUGCUCGCUGAAUAGUGAUAAUCCAUACGCCACUAUCAGAGACCCACCCGGGCUGGCGUGCAAGCACACAGAGAGCAGCUAUGUGGAGAUGAAGUCCCCCUCCCACCGUGAAGUCCCCUUUGGAGGCACCGCCACUCUCCUGGGCACCGUGAGCAGGAACCUCUAUGACGUUGAGCCCACCGUGAGUAUCCUGCAGGGACCCAACGGAAUGGCCACAGGUUUUUCCCAGGGUCCUUAUGAUCUUUCCUGUGGCAGCCACAUCCCUAGCCACUACGACAUUCUGCCCAUGCGCCACAGCCCCACACACACACCCCCGGCGCCCCCAGAAAGCCCCAGUUCCUUGCUUUAGGGUGAACAACCCUCCACCUGGCCUGGCAACCACAGGAAACCAACUUUCAGCCAAUGGCUCUCCCUUUGUCUCUGUAUGUGUUCGAUUUGGUGCUGAGAUUCUGAGAUGGAGAGACAGCCACGACUCGACUGGCUCACUUUGGCUCUCUUCCUGUGACCUUGAGGGAAAAUGAGGGGAGGAAAAAGUGUCCCACUCACCAGUGACUGUUAGCCAGUUUUAUUUUGUUGUGGAGCUGACUACUCAGACUGCUGCCUGGCCUUUAUAUGGACCUCCUGAUGUGGAACAGGGUUGUUCCGAACACUGCAGAGAGCAGGACACGUGCACUGAGUGGACAGUUUAUUUACAGGGAGAGCUGUCCUUGUGCUCAUUUUUAUCCCAUGAUAUAUGUUUAUUAUAAAAGAUCAGCAGAGUGUUUAUAAUGUCCUUCCUCCCGCCCCCAAACCAAAAUUAUUGUCCUGGAGAGAGAGAGAAGGUAGCAUAAAGAGAAGCUCUGCUCAUCGAACUCAGAAGUGAAGGAGCGUUUCCGGCGGCCUAAACGUUCGACACGGGACUGUGAAAACGAGUUUGAGCAAGCAUGGGUAAAAUAGAAAAAUUGUUGUAAUGGUUCUGUAUUCGCUGUUAUCCAGUAAUGAUCACACACAUAAUACUAAUGUAAGCUAAGUUUUGUUGUUAACGAGGCCGUGUGUAUCUGGACAUGGUUUCAGCUCGCCAGUGUUCAUGCAUUUAUUCCAUUUAUUGAGACUUUCAGACACAGAAUCGGUCUAACAUUUGACCCUUUUCUUCACAUUAAUGAAGUGCUCCAAUCUUGUGUUGUUUUCCAUGUGAAGGCUUUUUUUUUUUUUUUUUUUCUUGCAAAUGUCUUGGUUUCUGUUUUAAGGUUAUUGGAUGCUUCGAUCUUUUACGUUUUGUAUUUAUGAAGCUCUUUGCUUUACAUAUUAAUUUAUAUUAUUGAAGACUUUUUAUUAAUGUGGUUAUAAUGAUGAAAAAAAAGAUGAGCAUGAUCAGAUAAUGAUACCCACCGAUGUAGAUAACACACAAUUUAUCUUCUUGUGAGAUUAGCCGUGUCAUUUUGUGAGCUGUUUUUGAAGUCACUUAAAAUAUUCUCUGUCAAAUUGUAGAUUAAAAAUAACUUUUCAUCUGACCAAUGUAAGACCCAAAAGCAUUUACAAAGGGGAUUCAUGUGUGAUAGAAAUCUGUUUCUAAAACCUCUUUUUUAUUUUCCUAUCAGGCUAAUUAAUUCUUUUAUCUCGGAGAUUGAAUUUCCUUAAAUCCAUUCCACCCUCUGUUGAAGCAAUAACAUGUUGACAAUCGAUGCACAGACAGCGUUUCACUGGACGUCACCACAUCUACGAGCAGCAUUGUGACAGUUGAUCUCACCUCACAUGACUGUUUGUCCUACUAGGACACUUUUUUUCUAGUUGCUGUCACAUAAAUCUGGUUGUUGUUUUGGUACUUAAGUUUGUUUCCUAUUAAAUACCUCUUCUGUCACCAA
Molecule: messenger RNA, 5289 nt
Organism: Poecilia latipinna (sailfin molly)
Lineage: Eukaryota; Metazoa; Chordata; Actinopteri; Cyprinodontiformes; Poeciliidae
Gene: megf11
Product: multiple EGF-like-domains 11
Exons: 28
Coding region: 396-3797 (1133 amino acids)
Biological process (GO): heterophilic cell-cell adhesion
Molecular function (GO): protein binding; scavenger receptor activity
Source: RefSeq, a predicted model, not a curated record